UUCUCAAAGGGAUGAGGGGCUUCAGGGAGUGGGAGGAGGAGGAGGAAAGGAGGAGGGGUGAUGCUUGCAUACCGUGAUGUACUCUGAUCACCCUGAGUAACUGAUGUUCUGGAUUCAUCCUCGGACGACCUCACGAGCUGUGUGGAUAUAUAAGCUUGGGCACACUGCUCUUCAGAAAACAUAUUCAGACUUCAAGAACUUGACCUCAGUUCGUCGCCAAAGAUCUUGUGCCUUGACCGACUCCCCUACCCCCAACAUGUUACCCAGGAGAGAAGCCGCUUCCCGGCAGUGCGUGCUGACGAGCCGCUGGCUGCCAGCAGCUCUGGCGCUGCUUCUGUUGCUCUCCUCCAGCUUCAGCUGUGCUCACAGCACCACGGUGGAGCAUGACUUUCACAUCGUUCACAAUGUAGACAACAGAAGUCCAGAGAUAGACCCGUUCUGGUACGUGGGCCGUGGGGUGCGACCCAUAGGGCGCUUUGGGAAGAGGCACAGCAGUGUGGACGCAAUGGGAAACAGUGGGAUGCAGCCUGUCCUCAGGACUUUGGAGCUGCUGCUCAACAGCCUCAGAAAUAAGCAAAACCUUGGAAAAGUAAUCAGCGGAGAGGGAAAUGAUUGGUUGCCAUGAUGCCAUGUUCUCGCCUUCUGUCCAUAGACUUUUUUUAUGCUCGUAAAUGAAGUUGUACAUUCAUUUUCUUUUCUUGUAAGCUAUGAGGUUAGUCAUACGUGAAAAGUAAUUCUCCAAAAAGUAUUUGUACAUACACAAUGCAAUGUAUAUUGAUCAAUAAAUAACGAUGUUGUUAGGAUACCAGGUAA
Molecule: messenger RNA, 813 nt
Organism: Girardinichthys multiradiatus
Lineage: Eukaryota; Metazoa; Chordata; Actinopteri; Cyprinodontiformes; Goodeidae
Gene: prlh2
Product: prolactin releasing hormone 2
Exons: 3
Coding region: 104-625 (173 amino acids)
Molecular function (GO): hormone activity
Source: RefSeq, a predicted model, not a curated record